UUUUCUUUUUUGCCCUCCGUCCCUCGGCGAAAGUCUUGCGGCGCCUCGGACCGCUGACCCCGCAAAUCUACCUGCAGGCCGCGCCAGCUGCACGUGGCAAAGGAAAGAUUCGCAACGAAAUUACCAGACUACCAUUCCUGCCACUAUGAAAGCUACUCGUAGGCCUACCUCUGACUGCAAUGUUCGGUACCAUUGAAACGUCACCAGAACGGCCUGCAGAAGUGAACUUUCGGAGAAAAAGUGUACGGCAAAGAACUCUUUCGUCUCAUACAACAAGUGUACCAAUGAGCAAACUGGCAAUAAACUUGACAAUGAAUGCCGAAUGAUGUGGGGUCUGGAUAUAACCAUCAGUCCAAUAUUCCUCAAAGUUUGCUGCAUAGAAUUUACAAAGAAUUUCGGUACUGUAACUAGGGAUACUCAACGUCACAAAGUCGUAUUUGAAAUGCGACAGGCGCUGCAUGAUAUGCUACUUCCAAUUUAAACUCAGCGCAUGACGAUGCGAGGGUAUGUAAGGGGGGAACAUAACGCGCUUGUCAUUCCAUUUUCUCAGUUCCCAGACGUUAGCGUCUUCGCCCUCAGAACCUGCAGGAUGGAGUGUGUUGUUGCGGCCGUGGCCGGUGGAAAACUAGUAAUUUUUUUGUGCGUGAGAGGGCGGCACGCCCGCGUGGCUACCACGCGGCCGCCGAGCGAGGUGAGCUUCGGACAGCGCGACCGCCACCGCCCCCCACUACUGUGCGUCGGCAUCCCCGCCCUUGCAGUAGCCGGGCCGCCGUGGUGGGGCCUUAUCGCGACGGGCCUGUUUCUCGCGGCGUCCGCGGCGUGGCAGCACCGGCAAGGCGCACCCGUGGCGGGCGUGUCGUUUGGUGCCCCCCCACCACCCGGCCGCCGCUUCCCCCACCGCCGCUCGGUGCGCCUUCCUCGCCCCCCGCGCCCCUAUCCCCACCAAUCGGCAGCCGCGGCGCCGUGUAUCCCCCACCACGCGGCCAGCGUCCCCUACCACGCCGCACCCUAGCGGCAGAGGCGCGCCGCUCGGGCUCUCAGUCCGAGGGAGGGAGAGCUCACGAUCGGACGAUCCUUCCUCGACGCACGUGCCUCCGCUUUUCACGUCACGUGUCUGCAUUACGAGAGACUGUUACGACCAACACUUAACUUUUUUUUCCCCUCGCCUGUCCUCUCCUCGAGUUCGUCUGCCUGGAAAGCCGAGACCACGAGAUUCACACCGCUGCCUUCUUCCGGCGUGUGGUUCCGCGGACGUCGACUGUCAACUGAGACAACACGGAGCGAACGUCUCCUGCUCAGUUCUUCCCAGUCGGCGGAGACUUCAUCAUCCGGACUGGUGUUGUCAUGGCAACGACGCGUCCUGCUGCGGAUCGUCUCAGUGUACAAACGAGUUUCGGCGCUUCGGACGAACGAUCUACGGACAUCAGCUGCCAGGAGCGACUGUCGGACGCAGAGUGAUUCGGGCGAUGCCACCGCCAGCGAACGCACCAGGAGGUGGACACGAGAAUCCGUCAGCAGACGUCUGCCCAGUCACCACUUGUGUUGCAUGUGCUUCCGAGUGUGCAUCUCACGAACAUAUACCGAGCACCCGCCGUUUUCGUAGUCUAAUUUUUGAGGAAACUCUGUGAUAGGACCUCUGAUUCGUCACAGAGGACGUCCGAUAAGUUCCGUUCGGAAUACUGUUGUGUGUGUGUUGUUAAAAAUCACGAUAGUCUAUUCGUGUGACGCAUUUGCUCUGUUAUCCCUAAUUCCGGAGAAAGAUCUCAAGAAACGCAGCAUAUCAUUAGAGUUAAUUGUUUUCAUUGAUGACUUUUAUACAAUAUUAAUUAGUGACCGAAUCCUAGUCGGUAGACAGUGUAUUUGGAUUGUAUAUUGGCAACAAACUGUUAAGUCUAUUUGUUGGAACUGAUCUACAAAGCUUUACAAGAAGACUGAAUAGUAGAAAGACUGCGAAGAAGUGGCGUGAAUUGACAACAUUCUGGGAGAAAACUUGUGAUAAGGUGUGUGCGUGUGUGUGUGUAAUACCAGACGACACCCGUCCUUGGUGAUUAGGCCAGGGAGUGAACAAAACACGGCAUUUGCUUCCCGCGUAUCGCGUGCGAACGAGACUUAUUUUCUGACGCUCUGCCUCCUUUUUAUUUCGCCCUCAAGUUUUUCGAACGACCAUCACGCGAUAUACGCGCGCUGGCAGAUUUGUAACGAAAUCUACGACGGCCUAGCCGGAACGAAUUCAGAAUUUUUGAGCUGGCAGUACUGUGCACCUCUGUUAUUGCUUGUGCGCAGAUAAGAGAACUAGUGUCACGUCGUGUUAGCGCGAACCUGUUCUGUUGCUUCGCCAUAUACGUUUUUUCUGUGUGUGCGUGUUUUGGUGGACUGUUUUGAGGAGACACUGAAGAGCACUGCAGUUGUGGUGUAUGUGGGACUGUUUGGGAGCUGGAUCACCGAACAGAGGAAGCUGGAGAGGAGACGCCGACGGAGAAGUAAUAUUUUAAUGAGUCGGAAACGCUGUCAGAGCGAGAUAAGUGAUGCGGCGCGCUAUAUUUACCUCCGAGAGGGGAGACCUCUCCGCGCCGUCGUGUAAUCUGUAGCGCCGCAGACGGGCGUUCCUCCCGCGCUGGAGCGCGCCGUCCUGACGGAACCUCUGCGCUCGUCGGCUAUCGCGACGUCGUAUUCGCCGUUGCGGAACCUGGCGGAGCUGUGCGACUGGCGAAGGCCCCAACCCCCGGCGACAGGCGCGCACCUCCAGCACAGACUCACGGCGGACAAGAAUGCGCCACUGCCACCGCCGCCGGCGUUGCCCGCGGAGCGCCCGCUGAGUGCCCCCGGCACGACCUCCUCCGUCGCCACGACCACGACGGCCACCACGGCGGCGGCCACGACCCCGACGUCGCAGCCCUGCCUGCCGCCGGCCACCUGCGCCGCACAAGGAGCCAAAAUUUUCGGGACAACGCUCGAUGUGACGCCAGCCAUGGACAUUCAGGCGAUGCAGUCUAUGGACUGGCUGUUCAAGAAAGAGCGCAUCUACUUGCUGGCGCAGUUCUGGCAACAGCGCGCCACGCUGGCCGAGAAGGAGGUGAGCGCGCUCAAGGAGCAGCUGGCCUCCGGCGGCGGCGGCGGCGGCGGGGGCGGAGGUCUGCAGCCGCCGCAGCAGGGCAAGGCGGCCGGCGACAUGGAGCCUUCCGCCCUCGAGCACGAGCUCGCCGCCAAGGACAAGGAGAUCGCGCAGCUGCUGGAAGACGUGCAGCGGCUGCAGACGACGCUGUCGCAGCUGCAGGAGUCUUCGGCGGCGCAGGUGGCGCGCCUGGAGGAACAACUGGAGCACCGGCGGCAGCACAUCGCGCGCCUGGAGAACAGGCUGGACCAGCAGCGCGACUACGAUGACCUCAAGCGGGAGGUUAGUCUGCUGCGGGCGAUGGAGCUGCCACUGUCUGGAGACAAGCCGCUGGAGCUUCUGCUCCUGGAGAGGAGCAAGGCGGCUGCGACGGCCCUGCAGGCGGAGGCCAAGACGCCGGAGUCCGCAGGGCUGUUGGGCGCGCCCGCCACCGCCCCCACGCCCCUGGGCGGCGCGCAGCACCUGCACCUCGGGUCCCUGCCGCCCACGUCCGCCUCCACAGCGGUGCCGCCCCCGCACUUGCACCACCUGGGCGAGCCGCCGGCGCUCGGCCCGCCUCCGCCCGUCCCGCACCCUCUGGACCCGCUGUCCUCCGCCCCCGGCGUCCAGCAGGCGCCGCCCCCACCGCAGCCUCCGUCCACCCCGUCCUCCUCCUCCGCCUCCUCCGCACCCUCCGCGCUGCCACAGCAACAGCCUCCGCCGCCCCCGCAGACGCCGUCUUCGGCGCCGCAGACCCCUGCCCCGCACUCUUCCGCCCCCUCGGCCACGUCGGCGGCCGCGGCGGCAGCUGCGGCGGCGGCCGCGGCGGCGGCUUCGUCGUCUUCCCCGUCAGCGGCGGCGGCGGCUGCAGCGGCCGCCAUGCUAUUCCCGCCGCCGCUGCAGAACGUGGAGACGUUCGGCUCGUUCCUCGGAGAGGAGAUCGUGGCCAACUGGAGGCGGUCCCUGGAGCGCACCAUCCUCAGCCAGGGGCACCCGGUAGGCCACCCGGGCGUGCCGCCCGCGCCCCCGGGCCAGCCCCAGCAGCCACAGGUGUCGGCCCCCGAGCACAUGCAGCCGCCGGCCUCGAACCAGCAACCCUCUCUGACGUCAGUUCGCUCGCCCCCAGAUCCCCUGCAGCAGCAGCAGCAGCAGCAGCAGCAGACGACGCCGCAGCCUCCGUCUCAGGGUGGCGGCUCGGGCGCGCCGUCGCCGGUCGCGCGGACGCCACCGGCUCCGUCGUCGUCGUCAUCGUCGUCGUCCUCGUCCGCCGGCUCGGCCGCCGCGUCAUCUGCCGGCGCAUCCCCGGCGUCGGCGUCCGCGUCGUUAGUGAAUACGACGCCCGCCAUAGCCAGCCCACUAUCGGCACCACUGGACCACCCAGGACACCACCACCACGCCGGCCACCACCACCACCAUCACCACCACCACCAACAGCAGCAGCAGCAGCAACAGCAGCUACUGAACGGCAGCCCACGUACGCCGCCGGACAGCAGCGGACCCACCGCGACAGACGCCGUCACCAGCAAUCCGGGACUGGUGAUUCCGCCGCCGCCCACGAGUACGCCGACGCUGCCUCCCUCCUCCGCCGCCCCCAUGUAUUUCCGCAGCCCAGCGGACGAGGCCAGCAUGAAGAGCCCCUUCCGCUUCGACGACCCGCGCAGCCCGUUCCGCUUCACCGACGAUUCGCCCGUCGGCGGCGUGGCCCGGCUCGGCGAGUCGCUCAUCCCCAAGGGGGACCCCAUGGAGGCGCGCUUGCAGGAGAUGCUGCGCUACAACAUGGACAAGUACGCGACGCAAAACCUGGAUACGCUGCACAUCUCUCGGCGGGUGCGGGAGCUACUGUCCGUGAACAACAUCGGUCAGCGGCUGUUCGCCAAGUACGUGCUCGGGCUGUCGCAGGGCACCGUCUCCGAGCUGCUGAGCAAGCCCAAGCCCUGGGACAAGCUUACCGAGAAGGGCCGCGACUCCUACCGCAAGAUGCACGCCUGGGCCUGCGACGACAACGCCGUCCUGCUGCUCAAGUCGCUGAUCCCCAAGAAAGGUCUGGGCCGCAGUGGCGUAGAGGCGAGAAAGACGCCGACGGCGGGCAUGCACUCGCCGCCCAGCCGUGGUAGCCCCGUGCCCGUGGCGGCCGCGGGCGCGCUUCACGACCGCCUGGGGCCCUCCGCGGGCGCCGGCGCCGCCGCCGCGCCGCGCGACUGGUUAUUCCAACACCACCACCCGGGCCUCACGACGCACCUCAUAGGAAAGGACUCCGCUAUGCCUCCAUUUGGAAGGGGUGAGACAGACAACAUGACCGAGGAGAGAAUCGCACAUAUCCUAAAUGAGGCUUCACAGAUGAUGAAAGUGGAGGACAGCCACAGCAGUGACAGCAAGUCACCGAACCACGCACAGUGUCCAUCACCACUGGGUGGAAAGGACAACUCACAGAACCGACGGCUCAAGAAAUAUGAAAAUGAUGACAUUCCACAGGAAAAGGUGGCCCGAAUCUACCAGGAGGAGCUGGCCAAGCUGAUGGGGCGACGCAUGGACGAUCACAUGCGGGGACCCCGCGAACCUUUCCAAAGCCUACUAUUCCCUGGCUUCGGGCCUAUGGACCGUACGCAGGAGGAGAUCCGUAUGGCAUUGGAUGCAUAUCACCGAGAAUUAGCCAAGUUGAAUUCUGCUUGCCCCAGCACGGCUGGCCUGCUUGCUCUACAGCAGCAAGCUGCCAUGAGCCAUCAGCAACAGCAUCAGCAACAACAGCAGCAACAACAACAACAGCAACAGCAGCAGCAGCAACAGCAACAACAGCAGCAGCAGCAGCAACAACAACAACAACAGCAGCAGCAACAGCAGCAGCAGCAGCAGUUGAAUGGAGUAGUCCAAGACCUGUCAAUGCCGAAACCAGCGACAGUUUCAGCUGAUCAGAGGGACGAGAAACUUCCCAAUGGUGAACUCCCAUCUGCAAACUGCGACCCAGCAUCUGCGGCGGCUGCAGCUGUCGCCGUCAAGAAGGAAGUCCUCGAGUCCGUUGCAGAUGCUUUGCGACAUGCCGGCAGUGCCUUUUCACUUGUAAGGCCCAAACUUGAACCAGGCUUAGGUCAACCAGGACAACAGCAAAGUGGAGGGUCUGCAGCAACGACGCCGGGAAUCCCCACGAGUGGUAGCAGUCCUCUCAGCAAUUCCAUCUUGCCGCCAGCGAUGACCCCGGCUGACGACUUCGCGUCUUCGGCAGCCGCGAGCCCCCUGCAGCGGAUGGCCAACAUCACAAAUUCUCUCAUUUCACAGCCGAGUGCCCCCACACAUCACUCUCCCUCACAGAGGCCUCUAAAAGCAGUGCUGCCACCCAUCACGCAGCAACAGUUCGACAUGUACAACAACCUCAACACAGAGGAAAUUGUGAAGAAGGUGAAGGAGUCGCUAAGCCAGUACUCAAUAAGCCAGCGGCUGUUUGGGGAGUCAGUGCUGGGGCUAUCACAAGGCAGCGUGUCAGACCUCCUAGCACGGCCCAAACCGUGGCAUAUGCUGACGCAGAAGGGGCGUGAGCCCUUCAUUCGAAUGAAGAUGUUCCUCGAGGACGACAAUGCCGUCCACAAGCUGGUUGCCAGCCAGUACAAGAUAGCACCUGAGAAGCUCAUGAGGACCGGCAACUACGCUGGAGGCCCACUCAAAUCUCCGUGUGCCUCACUGACAAAGCCGCAGCCGCCGAAACUGUCGAAGCAGCCAGAGCACCACAAUGGGCACAGUGGCCACGGUGCGCACCUGGGCCACGAACUGCCUGCCUCACUGCAGCUGCAUCACCCACACCAUGCUGCUGCUGCCGCAGCAGCUGCCGCCGCUGCUGCUGGGGCUGGUGCACCCACCUCAGUGCCCCAGCCACCACCGCCACCCAUGCUUGUGGGUCCAGGUGCAUUGGGGCUGGCAGGCUAUGGUGCUGCACUCACUGCUGACAAGAAGGACCGCCACGGGCAGCCACCGCCACCACCGCCGCAACAGCACCAGCAGUCCGGCAUGGCUAUGGCGGCACUGCGCGGGCUCCAGCAGCAUGUGGCACCCUCCGUCUACGAGAUGGCUGCACUCACGCAGGACCUCGACACACAGACCAUCACCACCAAGAUCAAGGAGGCACUCCUUGCCAACAACAUAGGCCAGAAGAUUUUCGGAGAGGCGGUGUUGGGGCUGUCUCAAGGCUCAGUGAGCGAGCUGCUCUCCAAGCCAAAGCCUUGGCACAUGCUGAGCAUCAAGGGUCGCGAGCCCUUCAUCCGGAUGCAGCUGUGGCUCAGCGACGCUCACAACAUCGACCGGCUGCAGGCGCUGAAAAACGAGCGCCGCGAGGCCAACAAGCGCCGCCGCAGUGCCGGGCCUCCAGGCUGCACGACUGGAGGUGGCGUCGCGGGUGGCGGUGGCAGUGGCAGUGGCGGUGGCGCGGACAACAGCAGCGACACCUCCUCCAACGACACUUCCGAGUUCUACCACAGCCCGAGCCCUGGGCCCGGACCACCAUCAGCCAAGAAGCAGCGUGUCCUCUUCUCAGAGGAACAGAAGGAGGCGCUGAGGUUGGCCUUCGCUCUGGAUAGCUAUCCGAGCGUAGCCACCAUCGAGUUCCUCGGGGCGGAGCUGGCACUGUCCACCAGGACCAUCACCAACUGGUUCCACAACCACCGAAUGAGGUUGAAGCAGCAAGUUCCACAUGACAGCAGCAGCGGAGGCAGUGGUGGUGGCCAGGGUCGUGAGGGCAGUGUGCCACCGGGUGCGGGAGGUGGUGGCAGUUUCGACCCCGUCCAGUUCCGGCUGUUGCUGAACCAAAGGUUGCUGGAGCUCCAGAAGGAGCGGAUGGGGCUAGCACCAGUGCCACUGCCCUACCCACCCUACUUUGCCAACAGCAACUUGGCAGCACUUGUGGGAAGGGGCCUGCUGCCAUCGCCAGGCUGUGACGUUGGGAGUGGUCCCCUUGCCGCCGCAGCCGCAGCUGCUGCUGCCGCUGCAGCUGCCGCCAAGGAGCAGUUCAGUGGGCUCGAUCUCAGCAUGGGCAUUAAGCGUGAGCCUGACUUCGAAGAAGAGGAGGAUGCAGAGAGCAACCUUGGCAGUGAAGACUCCAACCUGUCUGGUAGCAGCCUGCGGGACGUUGCUGCAUCUUCCGUCACUGGGUCUUCUGCCAAAAAGGACCUACCUCUUUCAUCCUCUGUGGCAGUGUCGCAGCCAUCAAGGACAUCGCGGCGCAAGCCAGCUGCCCCCCAGUGGGUGAACCCUGAGUGGCAGGACGCCACUGGUCAUGGGGAGGACCACAAGGACAAGGGUGGCGACCAGGAAGUCAUUAUAAAUGGGGUGUGUGUUAUGCAGACAGAUGAUUAUGGGAUGAAGUUAUCCAAGGAUGAGGAAACUGUCCGUGUGGAGCCGACACCUGUCCUUGACAGGUAUGAUGAGGAUGAUGAUGAGGACCAAUGCAGUGAGGCCUCAUCGACGACAGGGGCAGACCGCGGAGGCAGCGAAGUGGCAACGACGAAUAGGCCUCCGUCAGCAUCGGCUUCUGACACAGGGAUUCCGGCACCCGCUAUAGGUCAGGAUGGUGACGAUGGUGAUGAAGAGCCCGAGCGGAGGAGCAUCAAGUCAGAGCCACGUUCCCCGACUGUUGCGCCUGAUGAUGCUGGUCCACUGCCGGAAGCUGCAGUCGUGCGUGAAGAAGAGGCUGUAGGUGAACAUUCCGUCACUGAUGGGUGGCAGUCUGAAGCAGAUUCUGCGGACGUGUUGCGCAGUAGGAUUAAGACCGAGGAGCAGGAGGACAGGUGGGAGUACUAGGUGCAGUGUCGUGCACCUAACUCUAUUUUGUGGUGGGAUCUUGGACGCUCUACGAAAUGUGCGCCUCCCCCAGGAUGUGCAAUCAUCGAAAUCGGACUCUCGUCUCAAUUGUGAUCCUCAUUAUUUUUUAUUUGUUAUGUAAUUUUCGUAGAAGUGGAAGUCUAAAAGAAAAAAAAGAAUAAAUAACGAUGUUAUCCAUCUACUUAAGCAUUAUUAGAUUUUAAAUCUUCGACGAACGACCACGCGUUACUCUAAACUUUAAUUUAUAUCUUAGACUAUAAGACUGUUACUGUAAUCUUAGUAGGAAACGUAACCAAAAAGUAAUAUAUUUAAGGGUCGAUUUUCUUAUCGACUGCAUAUGUGAUAAUGAGCUUGCGGAACUGUCUGACGAAUUGCGCAGUGCUCUACUUCCUUUAAUGAGCAAACCAAAAAAAGUUUAUUUUAGACUCUCAGAAUAUCAUUUCCAUGUAAUGAAGUGCAAGGAGAGGAGACUCGCUCAAGCGGUCUGGGGGGUGGGGAGAAGUAAAUAAAUGAAACUGUCGUUGGUGAUGUCAAUGUUGUUACGGACAUGAUGAGUUUCAUAGUUUUCAGAAUGUUUCUGCUUUAAUUGUUGCUAUAUCGACAUUUUUUCUGUGAAAGUAAAUUUAAAUAAUGACAGAAAUAUAUACUUUGUACAUAGCAGUAGACAUAGUGAAGUCCUAUCAGUGAUAGACAUUGUUUGACUUCUAUUUCGCCGGCGUUAUUGUGCUUAAUAAAUUUACUUUUCUGACUCGAAAUGUUCCAAAUUUUGUUUCCAACUUGUGCCUCAGGUACUGAAUGUUUGUUUUGUUUACACAUGCAGAAUAUUAUGUAACUGUUUAUGCUUUAAAUCAAUUUUAAAAACUUUAACUUUUUAUAUAUAUUAUAAAUAGUUGCAUGUUCAUUGUCGUUGCUAUAUAGGAAUGAAACUCAAGUUUUUGGCAUUUUCAUUAUUCCUAGUGAUUAAAUCAUAAAGAAAAAUCAGUACCUUUAAACAGUCAUUGCUAUCCGUAAAGAAAGCAUGCAGACCGAGAAUGUACUUAGGAAACAAUUCAGUCUCAUUUCCAGAACGUUUCUUUGAGUCAUCAAAACACCUGCAAGUCCUUCUGAGAAAAAUUAAAUCUAGUCUCAAUUUCAUCACCAUUGCAUACAUUGGUAACAUGUAAAUUCCUUGGCGGUCUAAAUAACUAGUUCUCCUCCAGGCAUGAAGCCUGAUAGCAUAAUAAGGACAAUUUUGUAGUGUGCUUUGUGAUGUUUCGAUAUUUUAAUAAAAGGUUAAAGAUCUCAUACACCAAAUACUUCCUCACAGUUUUCAUAAUGUUUUUGUUAGGUUUUUACUUUAUUUUUAUAAUGUUAAUAUAUACCCAUUUCUGAUUUUUUCUCACAAGGAUCAAUAAAUUAUUUGCAGACAAUUAGAUCUUAUUGUCUAUUAAGCCAACCUUGAUUUUAUGUGAAAUAACAUACAACAGGAACCAUCCUAAUACUGCAGAUUUGUUUAUUUUACAUUUGGUUUUACACUAAUUGCUUGACAUUGAUACAAAUAUCACCUGCUCCACUUUUAAUUUUUCUUGCAGUUUACAUAAACACAAAAACAUGUGUAAUCUUCAUAUGUAGCUUACAAAUUUGAGUAAUGAAAGCCAAAAAUCUACACAGCUACAUUACGUUUGUCAGUAUUUCAUCUUCCGUUAACUAAUAAUCACCGCACCAAUUGGCACACUAAUUACAAAAUAUUGAUUUUUCACUACAUAAGACAGAGUAAACAUCAGGGACUUGAACAAACUCACAAAUGUGAAAGAAGUCUUUCUAGACUACAUUGACUACAUGUGUUCUAUGUAACACAAAUGUACUUUUGUAAAGCAUCAGUUGAGCCAUACUAUUAGUGUCAGAAAAAAUUUAUAACAACUUUCUUUCUGUUGUUCAGGACCCUGGUAUUAAAUAUCCUGGUACUAUGUACUAUUCAUGUUUAUGUAAUAUUUAAAUAAGUUUAAAUGAUGUGUUAUAGAGUUCUAACAUUCUAUGGGAGAAAAGCCUCCAGUUUUUAAGUAUACAAAUGUAUAAAUGUAACAAAACUUAUUGCUGCAUAAUAAACUCCUGUAUCUUACCCAGAAUGCAUUACAAAAUGAAUUUUAUAAGUUUCUCAUGGCAGUGUUGAUUUUAAUCACUUUCUGUCACGGUGUACUGAAUUCUGAUUCGUAGCAUGCACAUACUAGGGAAAAUCAUAAGCAUACAGCUCUAAAGUAUAAAUGAAAGAUGUAAAUUACUUUGCUAGAACUGUGUGUACAGUUAAUCAGUGUCAUUGGGUAUGAAUGUGAAUAUAAUUGUUCCAGUUAUUAUUAUAAUUUUUUAUUGUCUGGCAAAUCUAGCAAAUGAUGUACCACACUAUCUUCCACAUGUCUCAUAUAAUGACGUUAAUACCUUAGCAGCUAUAAAACGCUGUAGAUCUGUAUUUCUUGGAAAAAAAUAACGUAAUAAUAAAAUCAGGGCAUUGGUGGUGUUUCUCAGAAGAUGAGUUCCACUACAUUUAAAUAUUCUGUUAUUGUCUCUCCCAAUCCUAGUUCACCAUAAGCACAGAACUGGAGAGCAAACAGUGGUUUAUUUUUUUGUCAAGGAAUGAGAGUUAACAAAUCAUGAAAAUAAUUUAUUAAAAAGACUGGAUUUAGUGUUGUGUGGUGGUAAUUUGAAGAGUACUGAAACAGUACAUCAAGAUAUAGUGUAUGCCUACACAAACAAGAAAAUUAUUAGAAAUAAAUUUCCAGUGACACUAUCAAAGUUACCUUUUUAGUGCUAAGGAUUUUAUGUAGGUUGCACACAUACAGUGAAAACACAUGUUAAAAAGUGCCCAAAAUAUAAAUAUCAGUUUCAUUUAAUUAUCAUUAUAGCUUGCCAUUAUAUUGUACAUAUUUAUAUUCAUAUCAUUGUGUCCUUUUAACAUUUCUAAUAUUAAAAAUUUCUCUGUAUUUA
This is a messenger RNA of Schistocerca gregaria, 11848 nucleotides long. It is a transcript of the gene cut, whose product is annotated as homeobox protein cut. Gene Ontology annotation, molecular function: DNA binding. Bases 2969 to 8869 code for a protein of 1966 amino acids. The transcript is spliced from 16 exons. Lineage: Eukaryota; Metazoa; Arthropoda; Insecta; Orthoptera; Acrididae. The record is from RefSeq and is a predicted model, not a curated record.